AUGCCUCAAAGUUCAACAGUUAACAUUAGAGAUGGAGCGUUGUUGGCUAUCAAUGGAGAGUUGGAAGAUAUAGAGAGUAUUUGUAAUCAAGGAUUCCAAGAGAUUAGUGCUCGUAGUGCCGUAUCAUUGGUAGUGAAGAAUAAUGGGACUUACUCACUAAUAGAGAACAGAAAUAAACAAGAGCAAUGGGUUAUUUUCAAGCAACAAAGUAUCAUUGCAUGGACAGGAUAUGACAUUGAGUUAUCUCCCAAAAAGAUCUUUGCAAAAUGGUUGAGUUAUCAGAGUCUGGGUAAAGGGUAUAUUGUGCUUAGUGGUGACGAAGAAUUGGUUGAAGUUGAUUUAAAAGAUAAAGAUCAAUAUAUGUUUAUCAAUCCUGGAUCAUUGGUAGCCACUAAUGGUGAUAUUAGUACUAUAACAAUGGAGUAUCAUCACAAUACCAAUACUGUUAAACAGUAUUUAUCCAAAUUAUUACCGUCAUUUAAAGUCCCAAGAAUGGGUAUUAUGGGUGGUAUAGUCAAAUCAAUGUCUGAUACAUGGCAGACUUUUAUUCAGCCAGUGACUUCCUCGGAUAUAUGGAAGAAAAUGUCAAGAACUAGUUCUACAGUUUACCACUGGUUAAAACUUAAUGUCUAUGUACGAGUUGUUGCCCGACCUAUGUAUUUGAAGAUGGUUGGUCCGGGGAAAGUAUUGCUUGAUGGGGGACAACUACUGAAGAGUAAUGGGUACUUUUCCAAGCAAGAGAUUUUAAGAGCAUAUGAGAAGAAGAAGUAA
Molecule: messenger RNA, 771 nt
Organism: Lizanozyma spartinae
Lineage: Eukaryota; Fungi; Ascomycota; Pichiomycetes; Serinales; Debaryomycetaceae
Exons: 1
Coding region: 1-771 (256 amino acids)
Biological process (GO): inner mitochondrial membrane organization
Cellular component (GO): mitochondrial inner membrane
Source: RefSeq, a predicted model, not a curated record